Messenger RNA from Salvelinus namaycush (lake trout), 4241 nucleotides. Its product is annotated as oocyte zinc finger protein XlCOF6-like. Gene Ontology annotation, cellular component: nucleus. The transcript has 3 exons. The coding region runs from base 1024 to 3345 and encodes 773 amino acids. Gene Ontology annotation, molecular function: RNA polymerase II cis-regulatory region sequence-specific DNA binding; DNA-binding transcription factor activity, RNA polymerase II-specific. The record is from RefSeq and is a predicted model, not a curated record. Gene Ontology annotation, biological process: regulation of transcription by RNA polymerase II. NCBI's taxonomy places the organism in Eukaryota, Metazoa, Chordata, Actinopteri, Salmoniformes, Salmonidae.
UCGUCUCGGGCCUAACAACACACAUGCCAAUAUAUUCUGCAAACACAGAAAUCUUGGGCAUUAUCACUUAAAUAAUAUCUGCAUAUCUGGUCAUUUAUUUUGGAAUGUCUCUCAGGAUAUUGAGAGAAUGUUUUGACUGAUGUUAUUGAUUCAUAUAAAAUGGUAGUGAUACUUUCCAGAAAAAACAUUUCUCAUCAAGUCUGACCUAAUGCUGCUCAUUGAUGAUAUUGAUUUCAUCUCGUAUAUGGAGAAAUGAUAUACAGUCGACUCCUGAUGAUGAAUUGAUUAUUCGACAUCAUCCUAUAUUGAUGAUAACCACUGUUUGUCUACAUGUAGUUAUAAUUCCCCUUUACUACUUUACUACUGGCAGUGGAGGCUGGUGGGAGGACCUAUAGGAGGACAGCCUCAUUGUAAUGGCUGGAAUGGAAUUAAUGGUUUCCAUAUGUGAUAUUAUUGAGAAAGCUAAACUUUGAUAUGUGUUUUUGAAUGGGUCAAACUGACCAUGCCCAUUUCAAGCUUAAAUAUAUUUUUGUAAGUUAAGAAUAUUUAGGAAAGUUAGCUGGCUAACUCAGGGACAUGCUUUGUAGUAUACACCUCUGGUCUGUAGGCUGGCUGCCUUGCACAAUAAUAAACCCCCAUCCAGCUGGCGACGCUGUUGUAUGUUUCCGGGUUCGAGUAGAACCAAGGAGUUUUCUAAAAUUCCUCGAGUUUUCUAAAAUUCCUUGACUAGAACACGGAAGUAGGAUUGGAGGUGAACAGAGAUCUGUAUGUAAUGAUGAGAUGCUCAUGUCACUCAGUACUGACAAUAGAAGUCGUUGUCCCAAAAGUGGGAAUGCAGGCGACAAGAUUUGGUCCGAAAUAAAACCAUAGAAACCAUCGGGCUUAUUUUUGUCGAGAGUGUAACCUCGCCUGAUCCUCUCUGAGGUGACAUUGUUUUGAUUUUGAACGUUAUUUUUGUGGAGUAAAGAAAGACCUAGCUAGCUACUGACUAAAUAGGCUACCCAACUCCCAGUCGUCUGAAAUAUGUCCAAACUACAGUUGUUUCGUGUGUUUUUAAAUGAGCGCUUAACGACGGCUGCUGUGGAUAUUUUCGGGAAAGUUGAGAAAACGGUAGUGGAGUACCAGGAGGAGAAUGAUCGGCUACGGAGACUGUUGGGGAUCACACCGGAGAUAAAACUAUGUAGAAGAGACUCCCUGCAGCUCUCUGUCUCUGAAGAGGAGGUUCCCCCUGAGCAGCAGCACUGUGAGCAGGAUUGGAGCCCCAGUCUGGGGCAGGAGGACCCAGAGACCACACAGAUUAAAGAGGAACAGGAGGAAGUCAGGACCAGUCAGGAGGAAGAGCAGCUUCAAGGGCUCGUUGAUACCAAAGACUCCAUAUUCACUCCUUCCUGUGUGAAAAGUGAAUGUGAUCAGGAGGACCCAUGUCAAGAAGCCGUACUAGCUGAACACCCAACUCUCAGUCCACUGAAAACAUCUAAACUACAGUUGUUUCGUGUGUUGUUAAAUGAAUGUUUAACGGCAUCUGCUGCUGUGGAGAUUUUUGGUGCGGUUGAGGAAACUGUAGCAGAGUACCAGGAAGAGAAUGAUCUGCUACGGAGAAUGCUGCGGAUCACACCAGAGAUACAACUAUGUAGAAUAGACUCCCUGCAGCUCUCUGUCUCUGAAGAGGAGGUUCCCUCUGAGGAGCAGCACUGUGAGCAGGAGUGGAGUCCCAGUCUGGGACAGGAGGACCCAGAGACCACACAGAUUAAAGAGGAACAGGAGGAAGUCAGGACCAGUCAGGAGGAAGAGCAGCUUCAAGGGCUCUUUGUUACCAAAGACUCCAUAUUCACUCCUUCCUGUGUGAAAAGUGAAUGUGAUCAGGAGGACCCACUUCAGUCCUUGAGUCUUCCCCAAACCAAGACUGUGGAGAACAGAGAGAGAGACUCUAAACCAGUGGAUCUCACACCUUUUGUCACUGUGACCCACAUUAAGGGUUUCUACAUUCCCUGUGACCCUCCAGAUAAUCAAAACAUUGUCUGCAACCACAGUUCAGCUGUAAGCAGUGACCCAGUAGGACUUGACAACAGCCCACCAUUGGAUCCCAGCCCAUUAUUGGAUCCCAGCCCAACAUUGGGGGAACACUGUUCCAAACCCAGCACCACAUCUAGAAAAAUUCACCACUGCCGUGACUGUGGUAAAACGAUUCCUCUGAAAGCUGACCUGCAGAGGCAUAUGACUCUCCCCAAGAAGAGACCCAGUGAAUGCUGCUUCUGCAAUAAACAGAACAAUUCCACCUGUAAACUGAAGGCCCAUGUCAGACUCUGUCAUGGUGGGAAACCCUAUAUCUGCCCUGUUUGUAGCAAGACCUUCAAAUACAAAGGAGAUCUGUCCAGGCACAUGAGGAUUCACAAAGGAGAGAAACCUUUUAGCUGUGGUGACUGUGGGAAAAGCUUCAAUCAGAAGGGGAACCUAACUGAACAUGUACUGAUUCACACAGGAGAGAAACCAUUUAACUGUGGUGACUGUGGGAAAAGCUUCAGUCAGAAGGGACACCUUACUGUUCAUAAACUGACUCACACAGGUGAGAAACCUUUUAGCUGUGGUGACUGUGGGAAAAGUUUUAGUCAGAAGGGGAACCUAAGCAUUCAUAAACUGACACACACGGGAGAGAAACCAUUUAGCUGUGGUGACUGUGGGAAAAGCUUUGGACUCAAGCGGCACCUAACCAUGCAUAAACUGACUCACACAGGCGAGAAACCAUUUAGCUGUGGAGACUGCGGGAAAAGCUUCAGUAAAAAGGGACAUCUUACUGUUCAUAAACUGACUCACACAGGAGAGAAACCAUUUAUCUGUGGUGACUGUGGGAAAAGCUUCAGGCAUAAAGGGUCCCUUAAGAUACAUAUAUUGUCUCACACAGGAGAGAAACUCUUUAGCUGCGGUGACUGUGGGAAAAGCUUCAAUAAGAGGGGGAACCUAAACAUGCAUUUACGGACUCACACAGGAGAGAAAUCAUUUAGCUGUGGAGACUGUGGGAAAAGCUUCAAUCAGAGGGGUAACCUAACCACGCAUAUACGGACUCACAGCAGAGAUAAUUCCUUUCUCUGUGGUGACUGUGGGGAAAACUUCGAUGAGAAGGGGCACCUAACUGAACAUAUACGGACUCACACAGGAGAGAAGCCAUACAGGUGUUGUGACUGUGGGAAAAGCUUUUAUCAGAAGGCGGACCUAAGGAGGCAUAUACUGACUCACACAGGAGAGAAACCUCAUGGUUGCGCCGUCUGUGGUAAAGGAUUCACUCAUAAAUCUCAUCUGCUGAGGCAUAUGGAUAAAAUCCACAAGGGAAGAAAACAGGACAGAAACUGAAAGAGGAAAGAGCAUUAGGACAAAGAGAUUGUUUGUCAGGUAAGUGAAUAAAAAGGCAGGAUGUGGACAAAUCUCUUAGGAAGCAACAGUGAUAUGGCCCUCAUCAAAUAUGCAGACGAAAUGGCUCUGGUUGCUUGCCUGAAGGUUAAGUCCAUCUCCAGCUACUCCCAGUUCAUUGACUGCCUCUUGACGUGGUUUGACAAUAGCUUCCUUGACCUUAACGUCACCAAGACUAAAAAACUGUGCCUUGGAGGAAAGAAAGCUGGGGAAAUGGAAGCCCUUCUCUCGAGGAAAGACAUGGAGCAAGUGACACAUACUUGGGAACAAUUUUCGGCCACAAACUUAGCUUCCAGUAAAACACUGACCUCAUCUACAAAAGGCAAGGCCAUUUCUUUCCCUACUUAAGAUAGUAUGACGUUUUAAUGCAAGCAAACUCACACUGAUCGUGGUAUACAAAUCCCUGAUUGAGUGUUCUCAAUUACAAUUCGGGUACCUCUCAGUGAUGUUUCAUGUUUUGUUUCAUUCUGACAUGUAAAUGUUUCAUGUGUUUGUGUUUUAUCUGUGUUUUCAUCUUUUAUUGUAACAGAGUGCCAACAACACAUUUGCAUUCAGUUUAAACUUAAUGGACAGUAAAGUUUGUCUUAUCUGCUUAUUUUAAAGCUAUCUUAACUCUGGAUCAUUCAUGCUUUGGGUUACAGAAAUAUAGAUGUGCGAUCAAUUGACUUUUGCAAAACAUUGUAUGUAAAUCAAAUUUGACAGUAAGUAAUUCUACACAAAGUCCAAAGGAAAUUCGACUUCCGCUUUUAUGCCAACUCCUCCUAAAAGAGACAUAUAUAUAUAUAUAUACAGUGGGGCAAAAAAGCCAUAAUUUGCAAAUAAAUUCAUAAAAAAUCCUA